AAAAGCUGCUGCCAAAAUCCUCACUUUGGCACCAGAACCGAGCAGUUUUUUAUGUGACGAGGUUGUGCUCGGGCGAGACGCAUUUAGAGGAAAGACAAGGACUCCGCGAUAAGAGCCUGACUAUUCCUUAUUAUCAGAAAUAAUGCUGAUAUCUGGAACUCAUGUCGGAAGUCGUGUAUGAAGAGACAGCCACGAUGAUUGCCGCAGGGGAAUUGCAGUCGUUUGUCCCGUUUGGCCGUGAGCACUGCAGGAACCAUCCCAACGCCUUCAACCUGCAGCUCAGAGAGCUGCAGCCUGCUUCAGAGCUCUGGUCGUCAGACGGUGCCGCUGGCCUGGUGGGGUCCCUGCAAGAAGUCAGUCUGCAGGAGAGAGACAGGGAAUGCUGGCAGCUUAGGAAGGGCUGCGUGGGAGUCAGGGAGGAGGAUGUAGAGUUUGAAGAGGAGCUCUACACAGCAGGAAAUGUGGUUGUCUGGAGCCAGGGCAGUCGGACCGAAGGCUCCAACGUAUACAAGGCAUUCACCGUAGACAGCCCAGUGCAGCAGGCCUUAUGGUGUAACUUUGCUGUUCCUCAAAACAAGAAAGAUGUGGAGGAAGUGGAGCAGACAGUGUGUAUCGUCCAGAGUAGCUGUGUCAACGUUCACACUGUGACCGGGAAGGAUUUCAUCUCACCACUACCCUUCCAGGUCUUAAAUGUCUGGGCAACCAAGUUUGGACUUUUGUUGGAAAGAAAAAACACAGGGACUGACUCACAACUCGGCCCCCCCGGGGAACCUCUGCCCACAAUAUUCAGCAUGCUACAUCCUCUGGAUGAGAUUGCUCCAGUAGUGAGUAAACCUGCAGGCCAGUUUGAAGGCUCCCAUGUGCAGUAUGCUUCUGACUCCACCAUGAAAAUAGUUUUCAGCUGCUGUCAGCCCUCUAUAGUCGUCUCCUAUGACACUGUACAGGGAAUACAUUCAGUCUGGGUGCUGCGCAAGGUCACAAAUGAUGAGCGUUCUGCAGUCCUACGGUGCCCGGCAGAACCAGUCGGUCUGAUGGCUUCGGGCUUCCUGGCGUCACACCUCCGUAACAUCUCCCGCCUGGACUCCCCCGGUGGCAGCGGUGCAACUGGGCUCGGUCCUGGAGUUGGAACAAGUUGUGCCAUUGGUACCAGCUCUCCUCUCCACUACAGUGCUCUGCACAGCCACCAGAACAGGAUCAUCACAUCUUCACCAGGAAUACACUCCCGGGCUCAUUCCCCGAGUAUAUCCAAUAUGGCGGCCCUCAGCCGUGCUCACUCUCCCGGCAUGGCGGCCCCGUCCUUCUCCGGUGCAGCUCGUUUCAACACAUCUUUCCACAGCCCAUCCCCCAGGGGGCACCAUGGCUUGUUACCCUCUUCCAACAGCAGCAUCAAUGAGACUAUAGUGGUGCCUGAGAUGGAGCCCAUCAUACCUGACCUGUGCAUGGAGCAGCUGUGGAGUGAGACGAUCACCGCUGGCUGUCACAGGGAGAUGAGCAGCCAGGCGUCUAAAGUAUUCCUGACAUCUGACCUCUGUGAGAACUACUACCUCUGUUUCCUGGUGGAAUCUCACCAACAGCUCAGAUGUGUGAAGUUCAUUGAGAGCAAUGAUACAUCUCAGCUCAUCUUUGCCUCAGUCACGACCAUCCCUGCCAAAGACGCAGAGCCUCUGCAGAAUAUAGACGCCAUGCUGGUUCUGGAGGCCUGCGGCAGUCUGGUCCUCUACACAGGAGUCACCAGGGUCAGUAAGGUGUUUGUCCCCGGCCUCCUGUCACCCACCUUCAACCUCACCAACCACAUUUCUCAGCACAGCAGCCUGCUGGAGAGCAUGAGCACGCCCGCUAACGCUGGCAGUAGACACCUCCAAAGACUGGAUGAGGCUGUGAUGCCUUCUCCGGUGUCAGGGCCCAGAGGUCCAAACAUGAAACACCAUGAAGCUUCAUUUUUAGACGAUUACACCUUCCAACAGGCCACGCCCUACAUCCAUGCCUUGAGGGACUCCGUCUGCAAUCGGGUCACUCUGGAGCUAAGCAGUGGCACCAUGCUGAGGAUCUCUGUCCCAGAGAUUGCAACCUCAGAGCUGGUGAGGAAGUGUCUUCAGGCGAUUCGCUUCAUCCUGCCCAAAGAAGCCGCCAUGAAGGUUUUGGUGAAGUGGUAUAAUAUCUACAACGCCCCCGGUGGUCCCAGUGCCCAUGCAGAGUGGAACUUGUUUGUCACCUGUUUUAUGUCGCUGAUGGGUUACAACACGGACCGCCUGACCUGGACACGAAAUCUGCAUUUUGAAGUGCCUCUCUCUCCAGUGAUUGCUGCCAAGAAAGCUCGUCCCUCUGACGGAGGCUCUGAUGAGGACUGGGAUUAUUUGCUGGGGUCUCAUUACCACCGUCAGAUGAAUUCCCAGUCGGUCUGUGGUCCAGUGGACUCCAGUGGCUCCAACACAAGUGUCACCACUGAUCGAGAGGGCCUGUCCUCUGUAUCUUCUCCGUCUUGUCCUUCUCUGAAGUUGGACAGUUCAGCUCCUCUCUUCCCACACAUCCCUGCUCUUUUCUAUGUUCUCCAUCUGCUCUAUCAGGAGCUGCAGCUGGAUGAGCUGCAGAGAGGGAGAGCCUCAGCUCUGGUCUGUCUGUUGCAGCAGCUGGCCAGAGACCUACAAUUGGAAGAGUAUGUGGAUCUGUACUGGAGAGACUACCCUUCAUUAAUUAGUGGCUUCACUGAGAGCUGCCUCAUAGACCAGGCUCUGAUUGAUAAGAUGCAGCGUCCAUCCUUCCUGCGAGCAGAGCCUCCCUGUGUGUUCAGCUGGCUCAGUAGCUGUCUGAGAGGACAGGAGAACCCACCUUUCCCCUGCCUGCCCAACAUCUGUUGGAGGACCAGGCUGCUGGUUCUGAGUUAUGCUCUCUACAUCAUUGGAGAUGAAAAUGCCACUUCGACAGAUGUCUCAAAGUACCUGGUCAAACUCUCCGCGGGCCAAAAGUCUCAUGUCAGUGAGCCGCACUACAGAAGACAGAGUAGUGUGAAGGUUAAGGUUUCCGGUGAGAGUCUGGCUGAGCAGCUGGUUGUCUGGCUCACCUCAGAAGGUUUCACUCUGAAGGACCUGGAGUCAGUCCCGUUUGGUGUUGCUCUGCCCCUCAGAGAGGCCAUCUACCGUUGCCGAGAACAGCCGUGUUCUGAUUGGUCGGAAGAGGUCUGUCUGCUGAUUGGACGACAGGACUUGACCAAACAAGCCCACAAGAUGACCCUUGCCAAGAGUAAAGCUUCUGUAGGCUCAGGUCUGUCACUGGAGCCUCCUGCGACUACAGAAGCAGAUGAGGAGGAAGAUGGGAUGUCCGACAUAAUCCAGGAGGUCACAGGACUGAUCUGGAGUCAGGAUCUUAGGGUCCAGGAGGUCAGGAGGCUCCUGCAGAGCUCCAGGCCUGUGCGGGUCAGUGUUGUUCAUCUACCGGAGGUUUCUGACCAUGAAUACAUAGAGGAGAAAGAAAACAAACUCCUGCAGUUGUGUCAGAGGACCAUGGCUCUCCCAGUUGGCAGAGGCCUAUUCACUCUCUUCUCCUAUCACCCUGUACCAACUGAACCUUUACCUGUCCCAAAGCUCAACCUGACAGGUCGCGGCCCUCCUAGGAAUACCAUGGUGGAUCUGAACAGCGGGAACAUCGAUGUUCCUCCCAACAUGACCAGCUGGCCCAGCUUCCAUAAUGGUGUAGCAGCUGGACUUAAAAUAGCUCCUGCUUCACAGGUGGACUCAGCCUGGAUAGCCUACAACAAGCCAAAGAGUCCAGAGCUGGCCAAUGAGUAUGCAGGCUUCCUUAUGGCCCUGGGUCUGAAUGGACACCUCACCAAACUAGCCACGCUCAACAUACACGACUACCUCACUAAGGGCCAUGAGAUGACCAGUAUUGGGCUCUUACUGGGUGUGUCUUCAGCUAAACUGGGCACCAUGGACAUGUCUAUCACACGCCUGCUUAGUAUACACAUCCCUGCCCUUCUCCCACCCACCUCUACUGAGCUGGAUGUACCACAUAAUGUUCAGGUUGCUGCUGUAAUUGGCAUUGGGCUGGUGUACCAGGGAACAGGACAUAGACACAACGCUGAAGUCCUACUGUCUGAAAUAGGUCGACCUCCUGGUCCAGAGAUGGAGUACUGUACAGACAGAGAGUCCUAUUCACUAGCUGCUGGACUAGCCUUGGGCAUGGUCUGUUUGGGGCAUGGCAGCAACCUAAUUGGGAUGACAGACCUGAAUGUCCCUGAGCAGUUGUAUCAAUACAUGGUGGGGGGCCACCGCAGAGCUCAGGCCGGGGCCAACAGAGAGAGACACAAGUCCCCCAGCUACCAGAUCAAGGAGGGAGACACUAUAAAUGUGGACGUGACGUGUCCAGGAGCCACGCUGGCCCUUGCCAUGAUCUACCUCAAGACCAACAACAGGUCGAUUGCUGAUUGGCUGAAGCCUCCAGACACCUGGUUCCUGCUGGAUUUCAUCAAACCAGAGUUUCUGCUGCUGAGGACUCUUGCUAGGUGUAUUAUCAUGUGGGAUGAGAUCCUCCCUAAUACCGAGUGGGUCAAAAGUAACAUACCUCAGAUCAUGAGAGGGACUUUUGACCCAUCUGAAGACAUUAACAUGGAGACAAUGGCCCAAGCUCAGGACUACAUUACAGCCGGGGCCUGUAUGGCACUGGGUUUGCGCUUUGCCGGCUCCGCCAAUUCCGAUGCCUUCGACUGCCUUUAUGAAUUUGCACGGACCUUCAUGAAGAUCAUGUCCUUCUCCGGUACAGCAGCUGUGCAGACGGGCUAUUACAACCUGCAGACUGGUCUGUCAAUGAUUCUGCUGGCGAUGUCCAUGGUGAUGUCCGGCACUGGAAACCUGAAAGUCCUGCAGCUCUGUCGCUUCUUCCACAAGCGAACCGGUGGAGAAAUGAACUACGGGUUCCACAUGGCUCAUCACAUGGCGCUGGGUCUGCUUUUCCUAGGAGGGGGCAGGUACACCUUGAGCACCUCCAACUCAGCCAUCGCUGCCCUGCUGUGUGCCCUGUACCCCCACUUCCCCGCUCACAGCACUGACAACCGUUAUCACCUGCAGGCCCUGCGGCACCUGGCCGUGCUGGCUGCAGAGCCCCGCUUGCUGGUCCCUGUGGAUGUGGACUCCCUGAAGCCUUGCUACGCCCUGUUAGAGGUCACAUACAAGGAGACCAAGUGGUACGAAGAGACGACAGUAGAACUGAUGGCUCCCACAAUGCUUCCUGAGCUGCACCUGCUCAAACGGGUAAAAGUGAAGGGGCCACGUUACUGGGAACUGUCCGUAGACCUGAGCAAAGAAACACAACAUCUGAAGUCCAUCUUGUCCAGAGAUGGGGUGUUGUAUGUCAAACUAAGGGCUGGACAGUUGCCCUACAAGGACGACCCUCAGGGCUGGAAGAGCCUGCUGGCCUCCACAGUCAACCAUCGCAACUCUGGAGUCAGAGCUUUCAAGCCUGAGGCCAUCUCUACGUUCACAUCUGAGCCGGCUCUGGUCUCCUUCGCUGAAUUCUUCUGUAAAACUUCUGAAGGGAUGAAACACAGAGAGGACACUCUGGUGCUGUUCUCGGCCAUGCUGUAUGAAUGUGUGACGCAGGAGUGUCCGGAGAUGCUGCCCACGUACAUCGCUAUUGAGCAGGCGGUGGGUGCUCUACGUCGGGGAGACCUGCUCCAGACGUUCCCCCUGUGGCAGAUGCGUCUGGUGGUGGAGUUGUGGGACAGCAGGGUCCUGCGGGGUCCCGCUAACCGCCACGAUGCCUUGCUCACCUCUGAGUUUCUGCCCGUCAUGAAGAACUUAGUGGAUGUGGCACUGGACAGCUGGCUCAAAGACAACAGUUUAGUGCUGAGGUCCUACAUGAGGGGCGAGGUCCUCUCUAAGAACGCCCAGUCCAUCAUGUUGGCCUGUUUCCUGGUGUACCGCUCCAUCCCCUGCCUCAGGAACACACACACACAGCUGGAGGGCUGCACCUCACUCGGCGAUUUAUUGUCACGUAGCAGCCAGCUGGGCAUCCCUCUCAGAGACCUACUGAGGCUACAGCCCAUCCUGUUGGGCUCUGCAGUCGGACCACAGACCCUGCCGGGCUUCCCCCUGCAAGCAUACCGAUCUUGAUGCUCGGUACUAGUCAACUGACUAGUAACCUCUCAUAGACGCAGUUCACAGCCUUACAUUCCCACUGCCAGCACAGGUAGGACAGAUGGUGGUGGGUGUGCACAUCAUGUGGGACAAGAUGUGACUAUAAGAUGUCUUGCGUCGUAUUGCCUCACCGCUGCCCGGCUGCUCUGCCUCUGAGAAGAAAUGUUGGGAAAAAUACAGACUCCUUCUCAGCCUCUAGAAAAUGGAAUAACUAAUAUUAAAGUUUUGUAAUAUAAUAUUUCUAUUUAGUGUUUUUUUCUACAGCAUAAAGAAAGUUUAGGCUGCAGUGAUGACGCAGCACUCGUGCCAUUUUUGUGGUACAAUAAAUCCAUUAAAGGACUGUUUUGAUGCCUAAAAGUUGAACCACAGCAAACUUUUCUACACCGACUAACAAGGACAGAAAUGACUGGUCAGUGCAAAAUGAAUGGAGUCGGCUGUAGUAGUACCAGUGUCCGCACUGCCUGUGAGGGCUCUCCUGAGAAAACUAUGUCAAGAAAAUAAAACAGAACCUGAACACUUGAUGAAUACUGUGGUUUAUUUAGUGUCUUUAUAUAAAGCUCAGUCAGCCAGCUCUUGUGGUAACCAGGAUGUCAACUGCCUUUAUUCUUAUGUCUUUAAUUGGGUUUUUUCACACUCUUAGUACUUCCACUAGUUUGAAGAAUAUAUUUCAGAAAGCACACAUGCAUUGAUUCUGAGUUUCUGACUCAGACCAGCUGACAUCUUGUUACACAUUAAACCACUAAGACAGAACAGCACUGUGGGGUUUUUUUUGUUGCUGAAUCUGUUCAGCCUUCUUACAUUGUUGUCCAUCAUGUGUUGUUGUUUUGUUUUUAUUUUUUUAUAUUUAACACAGAUCUCACUAUUUUGUUGCCAAUGUUGCAUUCCUAAAAUCAAAGUGAAGAUCUUUUAAAGUGAGUUGAGGAUUAAAACGGGCUGUGGGGGUGUUUGGGGUGCUUCCCCCACAUGAAGGGAGCCCCCAAAUCUUCCACUUGUAUCUUUGUAAUAAAACAAUGUCUUUAAAUAAGACUAAUUGACUGUAGAUUGUAUUCAUUUCCCCAACCUUUGCACUUCGUGGAAAAAUG
This is a messenger RNA of Scomber japonicus (chub mackerel), 7210 nucleotides long. It is a transcript of the gene anapc1, whose product is annotated as anaphase promoting complex subunit 1. Lineage: Eukaryota; Metazoa; Chordata; Actinopteri; Scombriformes; Scombridae. Gene Ontology annotation, molecular function: molecular adaptor activity. Bases 162 to 6104 code for a protein of 1980 amino acids. The record is from RefSeq and is a predicted model, not a curated record. Gene Ontology annotation, cellular component: anaphase-promoting complex. The transcript is spliced from 53 exons. Gene Ontology annotation, biological process: protein K11-linked ubiquitination; anaphase-promoting complex-dependent catabolic process; metaphase/anaphase transition of mitotic cell cycle.